Messenger RNA from Solanum lycopersicum (tomato), 2177 nucleotides. RefSeq names its product probable mediator of RNA polymerase II transcription subunit 26b. The record is from RefSeq and is a predicted model, not a curated record. Gene Ontology annotation, cellular component: nucleus. Lineage: Eukaryota; Viridiplantae; Streptophyta; Magnoliopsida; Solanales; Solanaceae.
UUCUUUGGGUAGUAUCGAAAUAGGAUAAAAAUUGAAUUUUUACUCUUUGGGUGUUAUAGAUAGUUAAUCAUGUUAUCAAAAAUUCCAUUUUUAGUUUUUGGGUAGUGUCAAAUUAGGAUAAAGAUUGAAUUUUUAAUCUCUAGGUGUUAUAGAUAGUUAAUCUUUUUAUCAGAAAUUCAAUUUUUAGUUCAUGGGUGGUGUAAAAAUUGGAUAAAGAUUGAAUUUGUACUCUCUGGGUGUUAUAAAUAGUUAAUCUUUUUAGUCAAAAAUUCAAUUUUUAGUUUUUGGGUAUAAAUCAAGAUUGAAUUUUUACUCCCUGGGUGUUAUAAAUAGUUAAUCUUUUUAGUCAAAAAUUCAAUUUUGAGUUUUUUUUGGGUAUAAUAAGAUUGAAUUUUUAGUCUCUGGAUGUUAAUCAUUUUAGUCAAAAAUUCAAUUUUUAGUUUUUGGGUAUAAUCAAGAUUGAAUUUUUCCUCUCUUGGUGUUAUAUAUAGUUAAUCUUUAUGGUGAAAAAUUCAAUUUUUAGUCUUUGGGUGUAAUCAAGAUUGAAUUUUUACUCUCUCUGUGUUACAGAUAGUUAAUCUUUUUAGCUUAGGGUGGUUGUUUAGAAAGGUUCUUGAUUCACAAUCAUGAAAAAGAAGAACAAGGAACUGAGGCAAUGGAGAGCCUAUUUUAGGUCAUCAACUUUGGAUAUUUUUUAUAUCAUUGAAUCUGCAAUAAGAGUAGCAGCCAUUGAUUACCCACAAGAGUUCAAAUUAAGAAGAGAUGGAAUUAAUGAGCUGCUCUUCUCAUUUGGGGAUUUGGAUAGUGAUGAGGUAGAAAAUGUUGUUGAUGUUGAGGGUGAUAAGGGUAAAAGAAAGUGUAAAAAUGAGUUAGUCAGAGGGUUAAAUGACUGUGAUGUUGAAAAAAGGAAAAAUGAUAGCAAUGUUGAAGUUGAGGCAUUGAGUGAUGAAAUAGAGGAAGAGUCUCGAGUUGUUAACCAGGCUCUACCGAUCAAGAAAAGCUAUGCUGAAGUUGAGGCAUUGAGCGAUGAGAUAGAGGAAGAGUCUCGAGUUGUUGAGGAGGCUCUAUCGAUCAAGAAAAUCAUCGAUAACAGUCAAAAUGAGUCUGAUUCGAAUGUAUAUAAGAGCUUAAAGAGGCUUCAAACGAUGGGUUUGUCCGUGGAGAUUCUGCAGAAAACAGAAAUUGGGAAGUCUGUUAGUACUCUCAGAUGGCACAACUCAAAAAAUAUUCGAUGUCUGGUCAGGAAGAUGGUCAAGGAGUGGAUUGAAAUGGUACAAGAGUGGGUGGAUGCUCGAGCAGCAUUAACAGAAAGGAAAUCUGAGUCUACGAAAGCAUUCGUUGUUGAUGAAGAAGAAGGAGGACUUCCUGCCCCGCCCUUGGAGGACUUACCUUUCCUUUUUUCUCAGACCACCUCUAAAAUCGAGCUGUCACAAAUCUUUGAUGGCAUGGAUGAUGAUGGGAAUGUUAUAAUCAGCGUGGACCAAAAGGACGAGCAAGAAAAGAAACGAACUUCCCUUGUCAAACCAAAUAAGCCUCCCGGAGUCAACCCAGGACGUGGAAGACCAACUAAGAGAGCACUCGAACAGAAGCUCAACAAUGAUCAUGAAAUGAAACUCCAGGAGAAAUUUGACAAGAGAAAAACUCAAACAAGGCCUGUGCAUACUCAGCAAAAUAAACUGAAAUGCCUCGAUGAGGAUGCAGAACGUUUGAAUCUUGAGGCCACAAAGCGAAAGCUCCAUGAGUGUUACCAACAAGUUGAAAAUGCCAAGAGGCAUAGGACGGUUCAAGUAAUGUCAUUGAAGGACAUACCCCAGCAAGGCCGUGGCAUUAGAAAGCCUCAUAAUAGGCGACAGUGAAUCAUUUCUUCGCCUUUGCUGGUCAACGUUGUGGAGGAGCAUCGUCAAUGAAGACUCGUGUCAAUGGAUCUCGUCUAGUUAGGAGAGGUGCGCGUGUUGUUCAAGUUAUACAUUUUCCAGUUGGAAGGACAUGAAUUGUGCCCAGAUUUUCGACUAUUUUGAACAUAUUAGCCUGGCCUUUUUUUUUUCUUUCUUCUUUCAUAGAAAUGCCCUGAAUUGCAAUUUGUACAUCAGAAUAAGUGCAUUUACAUGUGGCUGGAUCAUUUUGUUUACAAAUGAUACAAAUAUGAAAGAAAUACAAAAGUUGGACCUAUUUGAUCA